CAAUGCUUUUUACACAUUGUGAAUUUCAUUGCAAAGUCACUAAUCUGCGAGUUCGACACACCUAAAUCAAAGGGAAAUGGAUCUGUUAGUAGCAGGGACAAAGAACUCAACAAACUUACCAGAGAUAUUGAUAUCAAGGACACACAAAUGGCAGAUGAGGACCCAAACAAGGGCAUAGACAAUGUUGACAACAAUGAGGGCUGGGUGGAUGAAUUGCAGCUGUUGGAAGAGGAAGAGUGUGAGCAACUGACUGACAGUAUCCACCCACUGAAACUUGUUCUAGUCAAGGUUAGAUUUUAA
This is a messenger RNA of Suillus paluster, 300 nucleotides long. RefSeq lists its product as uncharacterized. NCBI's taxonomy places the organism in Eukaryota, Fungi, Basidiomycota, Agaricomycetes, Boletales, Suillaceae. The record is from RefSeq and is a predicted model, not a curated record. The annotation marks the transcript as partial. The transcript has a single exon.